UUGCUCCUGCUAUAACUCCAUUUAAAUGGACAGUUGACGCUGCAAGAGAAUUAAUUCAACUUCGACGCGAUAAUCAUGAUGAUUUUGAAGAGUUUGCUGCUACUCCCUCUCAAUGUCGAAGAAAAUGGUACUCAUUAAAAUAUGGGUACAAAAAUCUCAAGAAGUUGGAAGAUGGGAAAAAUCCCUAUGACUAA
Funneliformis geosporum is the source of this 194-nucleotide messenger RNA. NCBI's taxonomy places the organism in Eukaryota, Fungi, Glomeromycota, Glomeromycetes, Glomerales, Glomeraceae. The record is from the annotation of a GenBank genome assembly.